This is a messenger RNA of Cladocopium goreaui, 786 nucleotides long. The record is from the annotation of a GenBank genome assembly. NCBI's taxonomy places the organism in Eukaryota, Dinophyceae, Suessiales, Symbiodiniaceae.
AUGCCGCAAAAGGUCUGGCAGAAGCACAUCUCAUCCAAGCAGCCUGCCAUCUUCAGAGCGGAGCAUGGCCUUCGCCUGGAGCUGCGGAGCUGCUCGUUGUCCGAAGAUUCAGCGAGAAGCACAGCCAGCAGCCGUUUGUAUGUGACUGUGGAUGGCCAACGUCGAGCCCUGGGAUUUGUAUCUUCGACCCAACCAUUUUGCCCGGUGAGAUUCACCAGCCUGUCACUAGAGACGACCUUCAGCUGUGAAGGUGGAGAUCUGCUACUGAGUGGCCUGGUGAUGGAUGAUCCCUUCGCCGCCGUGAUGAGUUCAGCCGCGCCCAAGGCCAGCCCUUCACCGGCCAAGAGCAGUUCCCCACCAAAGCUUUCACCCAAAGUGACGCCCAAGGCCAGUCCAAAGGUGGCACCAAAAGCUGCGCCUAAGACGAAGGAGGUGAAAAAAGAUCAAAAGGCGGAUAAAGCCGUGACUCAGAGAACUCUGCCUUCAGGCUUGCGAUAUGAAGUCUUGCAGAGAGGUAGUGGGCCACAGGCCAUGUCUGGUAAGAAGGUGAAGGUUCGCUACGAGGGUCGUCUGGGCAGCACUGGUGGACGUUUCGACAAGGGCGUCAUCGAGUUCCGCCUGGGGAUGGGCGAAGUGAUCGAGGGUUGGGAUCAAGGUGUGAAAGGAAUGUUGCGUGGUGAGCGCCGAAGAUUGCUGGUUCCUGCCAAGCUGGGGUAUGGCCGGCGGGGCGCUCCGCCGGCUAUCCCACCCAAUGCCAAUCUGGUCUUUGAAGUUGAGCUGAUGUAG